Messenger RNA from Giardia duodenalis, 2079 nucleotides. RefSeq names its product High cysteine membrane protein Group 1. Bases 1 to 2079 code for a protein of 692 amino acids. The transcript has a single exon. NCBI's taxonomy places the organism in Eukaryota, Fornicata, Diplomonadida, Hexamitidae. The record is from RefSeq and is a predicted model, not a curated record.
AUGUCGGUAUUGUUUCUCUUCGGUCUAGCGGUUAUCGGCUUAGCGGCCCAGCCGGGCGAUGGCUCUACUCCGUACAAGAAUGACUACUACGUUGCCUGUACAGGCUAUAAGCCUAACUGCGUGCAAGACAAGUGCGUCAUGUUCGGGCCAAGGACAACGUUGUGCACCGAAUGCUUAUCUGGAAAAGUGCCUAUCAAUGGUGCAUGUGUAGGAAAAGACGAUUCCCCUGCUGAUCCCUCUAUUGAUCCAACUGUUUGUGUUACGGAAUCAAUUACAGGUAGUGACGCGUCACAACGGUGCACAUCGUGUACUGGUGGCACCAAAGCUAGUGAAGCAGGAGGCUCGACCUAUUUCUUAUUCUACGGAGGUUGUUACAAUAAAAAUGAGUGGCCAGGUACGCACAUCUGUGAGACUGUUUCAGAUGGUGUUUGCAAUACUUGUGCGGUUGCGCACGGUUUUGUUUUUGCAAACGACAGGAAUUCUCAGGAGAAAUGUAUUCUGUGCGGGGACACUGCUGGUUUCAAUGAUAAAGUAGGCAUAGCAGGAUGUUCGUCUUGCAUUUCCCUAGAAUCUCCUUCCACCACAAGUGAUAAUACUAAACAGACUGCUGUCCGGUGUACAUCGUGUGUGGAUCCAACCAAAGCACCAAUCGAUGAUGCAUGCGCAGAUACCACCUCCCAUGUUUGCCAGAACGGAUACUGCACUCACUGUGCAUCCACUCACGUUUGCUAUAAGGGUGGGUGCUAUAGCAAAGAGGGAAGUGGCGCAUCUAUAUGUGCGUCAGACAACCUAAUGGAUAUCAGUGGUUACUCUGCUUGCAAACAGUGUGUCAAUCCCAACGAAGUUCCCCACAAUGGCAACUGCAGACUGUCAAGCGAGUUUGGGGCCUGCAAUAAGGACAGUACUGCUGGGAAGUGUACAGCAUGUAAUAGAUCGUCCCCCGAUCGUAGAGUCUUUUUCUAUGAGGGCGGAUGCUAUACCACGAACGACCUCCUCGGGAGAACUAUCUGCACAGAGGCCUCUGGCGGAACAUGCACCACUUGCAAUGAAGCACAAGGAUUCUUUGCGAAGGACUCGACGUGCAGCUGGUGUGAUAGUACUACAGCUGGUGCUAUUGAAGAUUGCGCUAGCUGUAGUAUCAAGUCUGAUGGGUCCAAUAAGCUUGUGUGCACUAGCUGCAAGAAUGAUAAGUAUGUCUCUGUAAGUGGCACUUCUUGUGUCACUUCUUGUUCUGCAUCAGAAUCUGGUAGCUGUGAAACUGGUACGUGUGUAUGCAAAUGUAACGUAGGUACCUAUUUUGAUAACAAUAGCAAUAGCUGUAUCCAGUGCGACUCAGCAUGUCUGGAGUGUGACGGUUCAGGUCCUGACCACUGCACAAAGUGUUCUUCGGGAAAGUACACCAAGGUGGACGACUCUGGAACGGUUACAUGUGUCGACGCAUCUGAAUGUGGCGAUGGAUACUAUGCGGAUCCAGAAGAGCUCCAGUGUGCCACAUGUGGAAUUGAAAGCUGUCAAGCAUGCACCCCUAAGGAUAACAACCUCGUGUGCACACGGUGCUCCCCCGGACUUGUCUCCGUCGAUGGUUUCUCGUGCCCACUCACAUGCACGGAGCUGAAUCAGAGAGAGGAGGAUGGAAAGUGCGUCUGUGCAGAGGGCUUCGAGCCCAGUAGUGAUGGCGCAUGCAUAGCUAAGAACACCUGUCCAUCAGACGCCACAGGGUGCUCGAGCUGCAGCGCAAGUGGCGAGUGCCUCUCAUGUGCGGACAGCAAUCACAACGUCCAGCCGAGCAAGAGAUCCUGCGCCUCAGGCUGUCCAAGCGGAUCAGAAUCAGUCGGCUCUCUCUGCAUAUGCAUGGAGGGGUACACCCUCAGGGGUGACACAUGCGUCUCUCAGACCAGGAAGGCCAGCUCCGGCUCCACGACGGUCACCGUGGCAGUCGUUGUCUCCCUUCUCAUUAUAGCGGCCGUCGCCCUCACAUGCUGGCUCGUCCUGCGGAGGCGGCGGGGAUCGAAGCCGAUCUCGAAGAAGAGGGCAGCGGCCGAGAACGUGGAGCUCAUGGGGACGGUGGACGAGUUCUAG